AUGAAGUUACAGGUUUUAUUAGGUGUUUUAGGUGCUGUUUCAACUGUCUUAGGUGCUGUUUCAAAGGGAGCUGAGAAGUCAAAAGUCUGUGCAAACUCUCUGAAUCAAGAUGAUUUAUCUUUUACUGGUUUUAAAUUUGAAAUGGUUCUCAAUCCAAUUCCACUUUCUGAGGUUGAUAAAAUAGGUGAAGAUAAAAGAUUCAGUUUCAAUUUACAUUUGUGCUCUAAUGGUUAUAUCUCAUCAACAAUUGUUACUUAUUUUUAUGAAAGGUUAAACUCUAAGGAUCUGACUACAUUAGUGCCAUUUAACAAAACACUUUCAUUACGCACAGGCGAAGGAAUCGAUACAAAAGCAAUCCACUUGAAAAUGGCUAGAAAUAAAAGAAGUUCUACCAUGCCAAUUUUAGCCCAGAAUAAACAAGAUGGUUCAAUUGGUGGUAUUUUCGGUAGCAUUGAUGGUUCCUUGUCAAAUUCUACUGAUAUUGAAUCUUAUUUCCCUGUUGCUGAAUUAUUUUUUGAUCCACAUCUGUCUUGGGUGGAGAAAACAUCUGACAACUUAUCGUUCACACAUUUUCCAAUCUACACAGGGAUCUUGGGUAUUUCAGAAUCACCACAAAAAGCUGUGACAAACCUGAACGGUCAUACUUUGAGAUUUAACCCAAAUUGGUAUGAAUCUGUCUCUGUCACUGAAACUUAUGAUUUUACAAAAGACGAAAGAGAUUUUUCUGCUAAGGUUAAGGAUGAACUAGCGAAGGCUACAUUUACAAUUUUGCAGAAAACUUAUAGGGGUCUGUUCAGAUUUCAUAAGCAUCAAAUUGAUAAAUACCAAGGUGUGAAACAAUCAUCAAAGCAAAGAUUAUUUAGUAAAGUCAGUGGAAUGUUCAAGUCGUCUACAUCAAAUGAUUUUGAUCCUAAAAAUAGUGGAACUUUAGAACUUGAAGCACUUGUUUUAUCUAAACUAGGACCAAAGAAAAGUGUUAAUGCAUACAGUGAAGCAGCUCAAAAGGCAUUUUCCCAACUUGCAUUCCCAGAACAAGUUUUCAAGUAUAAUAAAAGUGAAAAGAUAUUAAAAUUGAUUGGAAUCAAAUGA
Molecule: messenger RNA, 1089 nt
Organism: Hansenula ciferrii
Lineage: Eukaryota; Fungi; Ascomycota; Saccharomycetes; Phaffomycetales; Wickerhamomycetaceae
Exons: 1
Coding region: 1-1089 (362 amino acids)
Source: RefSeq, a predicted model, not a curated record